AUGCUCGCUUUGAGCUGGUUCUACUUGCUGGGCAUUUGCGCUUGCGCCUGCGCCGCGCAGCAAGAGCUGCCAACGGCUGCAGCAACAGGUGCAACCACUGAGAAAAUAUUCGCGAACCAAACCGAGGAGCCGGUGGUCAGUGUGCCGGGCAUGUGGCGACAGGCGCGGCGGCGCAACACGCUGGCGGAUAGCUGCACCACCAACGGCGGUGCGACGGGCACCUGCCUCACGCGCUUCAAGUGCAUGCGUCAAGGUGGCACAGUCAAUGGCUAUUGCGGCACCUACGGCGUCUGCUGUGAGACAAACAUGGCGUGUGGCACAACGACACGGCUGAAACGCACCAUCAUACGCAAUCCGGCCACAUUCACGACCAACAUCUGCCAGUACACGAUCGAGGCCUACAGCGCCAACGUGCAGCAGCUGCGCAUCGACUUCGAGCAGUUCGAGCUGCAACAGCCGACAUUUAGCGCCGCGGAUGACCGUCUGCUGGAGUGCCAGGAUUACUUUGAGGCCGGCAGCUUUAAGCUGUGCGGCAUGAAUGCGGGCCAGCAUCUGUAUCUGCCAUUCAAUGUGGCCGCCGGCAUCGAUCAGAUCACGCUGACCUUUUCGGUGCCGUCGCGCUGGCAGCAGAGCAACUGGCGUCUGAUUGUCACCCAGCUGGAGGGGCCGCAGGCGGGCAGUAAACGCAAGACCAGCAUGCUGGGCGGCCUCGGUGGCAGCGGUAACAGUUUGCAGGAUCUGCGCAGCAUCUUCGCCUCCCAUCACGCCGACUACGAGCUGCUGGCGCCCGCCGGCUGUCAACAGUAUUACACGGAGCUGACGGGCACCAUACGCAGUUUCAACUAUCAGCCGACUAUGGGCAGCGUCUACAUGCCGGAGACCAGUUACACCAUUUGCAUCAAGUCCACGCCCAGUGCCAGCAUGAUUGAAUAUAGCUUCAGCCGGCUGGCCAUGUCGCUGCAGACGGGCGAGGGCGAGGGCUAUGAUGAGGCGUGCCAUGCCACGGUGCAUACGCCCGGCAGACAGGAGGAUUAUCUACUGAUACCGCAGUCGUUGCUGGCCAGGAAUACGGCUUAUCAGCCGACCUACUACUGCGGCAUCAACGAGAAUUUCAUAGUCUACGCAUCGCCGCCCUACAUGAUCCACUUCUCCAGCGACGAGAUGACCCUCGACGCCACCCAGGAGACGGGCUUCAGUCUGACUUAUCGCCUACGUACAUCAAUUCUGUAAAGUGGCUGCCCGGUUAAGUGGGCCCUUAGAUUAGGCAGCAUUUUAGCCAUGUGCAUAGAAUUUAAUAAACUAAAGUGAAAACGAUUCUCGAACUCAA
Molecule: messenger RNA, 1327 nt
Organism: Drosophila arizonae
Lineage: Eukaryota; Metazoa; Arthropoda; Insecta; Diptera; Drosophilidae
Source: RefSeq, a predicted model, not a curated record